AUGUUCCGCUUUCUAGGCCGAGCUUUCGUUCCUCACCCGUCUACAGCCACCUUUUUAGAGAAUCUAGAAAUAGCCCACCUGGUUCAUUUUACAUCGAUUCACAUCUACGCGUUCCUGUUUUGGAAUCCGAACUUUCACCCAAGUUUGCAAGCAGUAACCCGUGAUGAACUGAAGCACGCACCCCCGCUUCCUAGACAAAACCACCGCUAUCCGUCUGUGACUUGCAGCAAUGCACAAGAAGCCCCAUAUUCAGAUCUAAAUCCAGAUCCAGAUCCAGAUUCAGAUUCAUACACAAAUCCGGACGCAGACUCUAGCUCCAACCCUGAACUAAGCCUCCGAAAGCCCCCUCAUCCCAAUACGCCCCUCUCCAACCAUCCCUACCCCUUUCACCGCAACCUUAGAAGCCUUUGCCAACGCCAUAAUAUACUUCGGGCAACACCACCCUUCCCUCACUAUCCCAUCACCAACCUUGUGCAAAUACUGUCACACUCCCCGAACCGGCCGACAAUGUUCCGCCCUGAUAGAGAUGUAACCGAGAAUUGGGAACUAGUAGUGGAAUUGUACGAUAAGCAGAGGAAAAAGAAGCUGGAGUUGAUAUUAAGGUAUGAUAUGAUAAUGACGAUUAUAUGGAUGGGGGUGCUAGAGCUGAAGCUGGAGGUGGAGGUUCUAUCGAGGAGUGAAGACCUGGACGUAGAUGUGGAUGUGGAUGUGGAACUGGUCGUGUUACACCAGCACCAGUACAGGCCACAGUUGCAUCUGACGCCUCCCGCAGGCAGACGGCCUCUAGCAUCAAAGGCCAUCUCCACACUCACAGAGUCACCGCCCCCUACAAGCCGGCUACUGAGCCACAACAUUGAAACAAAAACUAGGACACUAUGCCGCCGAAUUAGAUUACUAUCUCGCGAUCGCGAAUUUUACCGUGGAAGCCCGAGUAGUUUGAGGCAUGCCGUGAUUCUUUCGAGCAUUGCGUUGGAGUGGCAGUGGGUGAGGGAAACCAAUCAGAAGUUGACCGAGUUUUCAGAGAGGGAUGCUCUCGAGUUGGAGAACAACAUGAGAUAG
This is a messenger RNA of Lindgomyces ingoldianus, 1059 nucleotides long. RefSeq lists its product as uncharacterized. The transcript is spliced from 9 exons. Bases 1 to 1059 code for a protein of 352 amino acids. Lineage: Eukaryota; Fungi; Ascomycota; Dothideomycetes; Pleosporales; Lindgomycetaceae. The record is from RefSeq and is a predicted model, not a curated record.